UUUAUCUAUUUAUCCAUUGACGGGUGAAUCCCAUAGUUAAAUUAUGAUAUAGAACGAUUCGACCAAAAGUCAUUCUGGUCAAUUGCGAAAUGAGUUUUUAACUUGACGUCGAUCGAGCUGCUACUGGAUCUCAAACGCUAGGUAAUAUUCACUAUUCACCACCUAUAAAUUAAGUAGUCGGUGUGCAAAAUCCACCAGCCAGCAGCUUCCACACAGCUGAGUUUGCUGAAAGCUAUUGGUGAUAACAAUAGCAAGAGUUCCAUUUUGAUGAAAGGGUUUUUCUGUAACCUAGUUUCAUGAUGUCCCUCAAACAUACAUGACAGAGUGACUUUUUUCUUCAUUUUUCUGUUUUUAAUGGACUGAACUGAAGUCCAUUUGUUUUAAGUUGAAGUGACAAGAAGAAGUUUCAGAACUCCCUCAUCAAUGCUCAAAAUCUCAAACCCUUCAAAGCUUACGCUAACAAAAGCCACUACUUGUCUGAACCUACUGCUCAGUUGGCAAUCAAAACCCAUUUCUACAUCAUCCUUUCCAGUCCUAACUCACGAACAUAUAGCCCGUCUCAUUUUAGACCAAAAAUCAGCUUCCCAAGCUCUUCAAACCUUCAAAUGGGCCGCAAAACUCCCAAACUUCACCCAUUCGCAAUCCACUUACCGGGCUUUAAUCUAUAAAUUAUGUGCAUUUCGUCGCUUUGACACUGUCAAGGAACUGCUUGACGAAAUGCCCCACUCAAUUCAAUCACCCCCUGAUGAGUCUAUUUUCAUCACAAUUGUUCGUGGCCUUGGCAGGGCACGUAUGAUUAAAGAAGUUACGAGAGUUGUUGAUUUGUUUUCGAGGUUUAACCAAACCCCAUCUCUGAAACUUUUCAAUGCUGUUCUUGAUGUUCUUGUUAAGGAAGAUAUUGAUUUGGCAAGAGCAUUUUAUAGGAAGAAGAUGAUGGCAACUGGGAUUCAAGGUGAUGAAUACACAUAUGGUAUUUUGAUGAAGGGUCUUUGCUUGACUAAUAAGAUUGGUGAUGGUUUUAAGCUCUUGCAAAUUAUGAUCUCGAGGGUAAAGCCGAGUAGUGUGAUUUAUAACACAUUGCUUCAUGCACUUUGCAAAAAUGGAAAAGUUGGGAGGGCAAGGAGUUUGAUGAAUGAAAUGGAAGAACCCAAUGAUGUUACUUUUAACGUUUUGAUAUCUGCUUAUUGCAAAGAAGAGAAUUUAGUUAAUGCUCUUGUGUUGUUGGAGAAGAGCUUUAAUUUUGGCUUUUUACCUGAUAUCGUUACUAUUACAAAGGUUGUGGAACUUCUAUGCAACACAGGCCGUGUAGCAGAAGCUGUUGAAAUUUUUGAGAGAGUAGAGAGCAAGGGAAGUGUAAUUGAUGUCACUGCUUAUAACACCUUGAUAAAGGGUUUUUGUAGAUUAGGGAAGGCAAAAGUUGGGUAUCGGUUUUUGAAAGAGAUGGAGAGGAAGGGCUGCCUUCCGAAUGUAGACACAUAUAAUAUAUUGAUUUCUGGGUUUUGUGAAACUAAGAUGUUGGAUUUAGCUCUUGAUAUGUUUAAUGACAUGAAAACAGAUGGGAUCAAUUGGAACUUUGUUACUUAUGAUACAUUAAUUAAGGGUUUGUGCUCAGGAGGGAGGAUGAAAGACGGUUUAAAGAUCUUAGAGUUGAUGGAAGAUAGCAAAGAGGGUUCUAAACUACACAUUAGUCCGUAUAACAGUGUGUUAUAUGGUUUGUACAAGGAGAACCAACGGAAUCAAGCACUAGAGUUUCUUACAAACAUGGAGAAAUUAUUCCCAAAAGCUGUUGAUAGGAGUGUAAGGAUAUUAGGCUUUUGUGAGGACGGUGGUAUAGAUAAUGCCAAAAAGGUCUUUGAUCAGAUGACUGAAGAAGGGUUAGUUCCAAGUAUUCUUGUUUAUGACUGCCUAAUCCGUGGUUUUUGCCAAGAAGAACGUGUGCGAGAGGCGUUUGAACUAAUGAAUGGGAUGGUUGAACAUGGCUAUUUUCCAGUUGCAUCAACAUUCAAUGCUCUAAUUGUUGAGUUUUGCAGUCAGGGAAAAGUUAUGACAGCUUUGAAACUCAUGGAGGAUAUGGUUAGGAGAGGCUCUUCACCUGAUGCAGGAAGUUAUAAUCCUUUGAUUGAUGGUUUCUGCAAAAAGGGAGAUUUCCAGAAUGCUCUGAGACUCUUCUCACAGAUGGUUGAGAAAGUCAUCCUUCCUGAUUAUUUAACAUGGAACUCUUUGAUUUUCGGUCUUAGUCAACAAACAAUAUGGUCACAACACAGGAACAUAUCCAAUUUAAACAAAUUAUUGCAAUGGAUUACAGAGACUUGAACUUUCAGGUAAUUGCUGUUGCUCUUACAGAUGAUAUGCAGUGAUGAUUGGUCAAAUAGGAUUCAGGUUUUAGCUGGUCAUAAGUGAGCAAAAUAGAAGGUAUAGUAUCCCGGGAAUUCUUGUUUGAUUAUCAAAUUUUUAUUGUAACACAUACACAUACAAUCAAUCAAAAUAUUUGUAUGUCAUCCUUGUGACUUGAUAUCGCAAACCCAAAUUGAAUUGAUUUAAAUUGGUUAACCAAAUUUUAGAGGGUUAUCCAAUUUUAUUA
Mangifera indica (mango) is the source of this 2581-nucleotide messenger RNA. Its product is annotated as pentatricopeptide repeat-containing protein At2g17525, mitochondrial. NCBI's taxonomy places the organism in Eukaryota, Viridiplantae, Streptophyta, Magnoliopsida, Sapindales, Anacardiaceae. The record is from RefSeq and is a predicted model, not a curated record. Gene Ontology annotation, molecular function: protein binding.